GAAUUUUAUGAAGGCUGUGGAAUACUUUGUUUAAUAACAGCUGUAUCCAGAACAAACAUUGAAUGCAAGAAACAUGGCUGCUUCACCAGGGGGCUACUAUGCUGAUAAGGAUGCUGACAUGAUCCUCUCAAUGAUUGAAGAUGGUAACCUGCCUGAGAUUGAUCUUGAUGAAGACGAUGAGGAAUAUGCUGAAGACAUUCCUGGUCCAUUAAGUGGAAUUCGUGUGGGUGCCUCUACUAUGACUGAAGCAGACGAAAUUGUGGUAAAUAAUCAUGGUUUCAUAGGCUUUCCAGCAGAAGACCAAACUCUUCAAGUUCAAGUUGACAACCAAACAGUAAGUGAUGAUAACAGUGAUGAGUCUCAACUAGAUGACUUUUCUAACUACAAUUUUAUCACCAAUCGAAAGGACAUUCAGUAUCGACGCCGACCAUACAAUGAAACUGCCAUCAAUUUUGAAAAUAACAAUGCCUUGAAAGACUUUUAUGAUGAUGGGCACUAUCCCAUUGAAUAUUUCAUGAAAUAUAUUACAAAUGAUGUAUUCAAUAAAUUCCAAGAAUUCACUAACCUUUAUGCAGUACAGAAAAAUGUUUCGAGGUUCAGACCUACAAGUAUUGCUGAGAUCAAAACCCUGAUUGGGUUUCAUAUUGCUGUGGGUGUGUUCAAAUUCCCUCGAGUAAGAAUGUAUUGGGAUUCAUUCUCAGGUCUUGAUUUGUGCCUACUGAAGAAGAACUGCUUCUUGAAGAAGACCAAGAACUUUCCUUGA
This is a messenger RNA of Nilaparvata lugens (brown planthopper), 763 nucleotides long. RefSeq lists its product as uncharacterized. The coding region runs from base 74 to 763 and encodes 229 amino acids. The record is from RefSeq and is a predicted model, not a curated record. The transcript has 2 exons. Lineage: Eukaryota; Metazoa; Arthropoda; Insecta; Hemiptera; Delphacidae.